GUGAUGGGCUAAGAUGAGGACUCAAUGGAAAAGAUGGGACAGAGGGUGUUAAGACAACCUGAGAGGAAAAUAACAAUGGAAAGAGACGAAAAAAAUAUGUAAAAGGAAAAUGCCGACGAUCAGAGUCGAGAGCGGAAAACAGUUGGUUUAUAUUCGUUUUGCUUGCGCUUGUUUUCUUUCCUUCCUCGUUCUCAUCAACCAAACAUGCGGCUACCUGGAACUAAGGCAUGACCUAGAGGCAGAACUGGGGAUAAUCAGAGGUAGGCGGGGCAGAUGUUUCCGCCUUUCUGGCUGCGAGUACCCCUCACCGCGACCAGAUCUGUGAAGAUCACACACCAACCGCCGUAGACCAGCCCUGAUACCGGGUGCUGAACAUGCCCGCGCGCGUCAUGCCAAAUAUGAUGCCCAGAUAUCCAAGCACGCCCGGUAGCCGGAUCGUCCGCACCAUGGAAUCCCGUCCUAUAUGCAGGGGUCGCCUUUUAAGAUGCAGCACGCCCACGAGGAAGGGUGCAUACCCCGCGCAUGUUGUUUCCUGAGCAAUGCCCGUUGGUUUCUAUGUACGAGCCGCUUCCGUUUAUGCUCAAAUCAAGUUCACAAAAGCCGCCAUGAUAUCACCAUCCAACCCUUUCCUAGCUCAUUCUCAUGGGUAUCAUAAACCAUCCCCACAAUCCAUUCACGCCUUCCCCACCGCAGCCCCCUUCUGCCCCUCCAGCGCCUUCAUCCUCUUCUUAUACUCCAUCGGGCUCUCCAACUCCCUCCUCUUCUUCCCCCCGACCACCCCCCACAACCCGACCCCCU
Molecule: messenger RNA, 798 nt
Organism: Chaetomium fimeti
Lineage: Eukaryota; Fungi; Ascomycota; Sordariomycetes; Sordariales; Chaetomiaceae
Exons: 1
Coding region: 110-325 (71 amino acids)
Source: RefSeq, a predicted model, not a curated record